ACACUCACACAGACACACACAGACCCACACAAACACAUACAAACACUCAUCUACAUCAGGCAGAUCAUCAUAAAAAACAACCAUCCAAAAAAUAUAGAACACAAAUUGCCCAUUUUGUCUGUUGAAUAUUUAAUGGAAUUUGCGUAACCUAUUAGCGUAUCAUAUUGUACGUAAAUCGGAUUGAUGGCGACCUCUAUUCGCAUAAGAUGAAAUAUUCAACUUUGACAAUCAACACGCAACACAUGGUUCACAUCCAUGUAAUCAAGGCACAUACACAACGAAAAACAGAAGAACAACAACCAAUGAAUUGACAGAGCCAACGAUUUUGAUGCACCGAUACUUCUCUCUCUCUCUCUCUCUCUCGUGUAUACGACCGAUGAAAAUAUAAACAAUUGGACAUUUUUCACGCUGUUUACUAAAACCGAAUCACAUUCUCUUUUACGUCUUAUUCAUUUUGAAUUGAUUUAGUGAAUUAAACAACAUUCAAUAGUAAAAAUAGCUUGGCUUACGCACAAAUCAUGACAUUUUAUUGAAUAUUUAAUGUUUACAAUUAUUUCGCCGAAAUGGAACAACCAUUGAUGUUUACGCAUUUAACGCGUGUUGAAAAUUUCUCCGUUUUCGACACCAAAUGGAUACCACAAACUGCGAAAUUCGUCGCAAUUGGCGGCCGAGCCAAUGGUACGGGUCUAAUCAAAGUGUUCGAAUUAAAUGGCAAUCAGAUUGAUGUAAUUCGUGAGAUAAACAAGAAAAACACAUUCAAAUGUGCGGCUUUUGGUCUAUCCCGAACGAAACAAGCAUAUUUGGCGAUUGCUGAUUUUGGCGGUUCACUGCAUAUUAUAAACGUGGAUCGAUUGGAUGGAUCAGUUUAUAAUGUGAAUGCUGCUCACAAUGGAAUCAUCAAUGCCAUCGACACUGCCGGUUGUAUAGAGAAUGGGGGCGCAUCCGAAAUAGUGACUGGUGGACAAGAUGGGUUGGUUAAAGUAUGGGAUCCGCGAUCCACUGAUGCUGUCGUGCAAAUUGAAUCCACCACAGAUGACAAAAGUGGUUCGCGUGAUUGCUGGUCGGUUGCAUUUGGAGAUUCGCACAGUAAGGAUGAACGUUGUGUUUGCGCUGGAUAUUCGAACGGUGAUAUUCGGGUGUUUGACUUGCGAACGCUACAGAUUCGAUGGGAGUCAAAUGUACGGAAUGGUGUGUGCGGCCUCGAAACAAACAACAAAUAUGAACCAUUACAGAAGCUAGUAGCUAGCACCACAUUCGGUGGUUUGAAUGUGUUCAAUUUUAAUGGCAAUUCCACUGAUAGCUCAACCGUAUCGUGUGUUAGUAAAAUGGACGCCGAUGAACUGCUGAGCAUCCAACGAAAUCAUCAUAGCGAUAGUAGUCACAAAAAUAUUACGCCAACCAUUUGGUGUGUUCGUCAUCUACCUCAAAAUCGAAACAUUUUCGCAUCGUGUGGUGGUAGCGGAAAUCUUCGAUUGUGGCACAGCCCAAAACAACGCCCUCUACCCGGAUCAAAUGGGCUGAAAAUCAUUUACGAACUGUCUGUUAGCAACAAACCGGUGAAUUGCUUCGACUGGAGCCCGGAUCGUGCUGGUCUAGCCAUAUGCAGUUCAUUCGAUAAAACACUGCGAGUCAUUGCAUCGGUCAAUUUGCCAUCGGGCCAAUGAAAAACAUUUUAAUGAUACCCAGUUUAUAUGUUUUUUUUUCUUCGUUGCAAUGAUUUAACUUUUAAAUCUUGUUGAUGGAAACAAAGAAAUAUAUUUUUUCCGAUCAUUGUAGAUGUAAAUAAAAUCGUAUUUUAUGAAAUCAUUUCGAAAGUCAAGUUAAAUGGAAGUCAAAAGAAAUUGUAAAACGCUUGGAAAUGCAUUUUUGAAAAUAAAACACAAAUAAAACACUUAGACACAUGAG
This is a messenger RNA of Sitodiplosis mosellana (orange wheat blossom midge), 1905 nucleotides long. RefSeq names its product dynein axonemal assembly factor 10-like. The record is from RefSeq and is a predicted model, not a curated record. NCBI's taxonomy places the organism in Eukaryota, Metazoa, Arthropoda, Insecta, Diptera, Cecidomyiidae. Bases 564 to 1664 code for a protein of 366 amino acids. Gene Ontology annotation, molecular function: ubiquitin binding. The transcript has 5 exons.